AUGGAAGAGACGUCUCCCGCGCGGGCGGAAGAGGUGAGGGACCCCAAUGCCUCCAAGGACGAGCGAGAAACCUCUGCAGCACCCAAGGCCCUGGCCGUCAAGAACAAGCAGUGUCCGUACUGCAACCAGACCUUUACUUCGUCCUCCCUCGGCCGCCAUCUGGACCAGUACCUCUACAAGAAGAAGCCGGAUGGGGUGCACAAUGUGGAAGAAAUCAGACAGCUUCGCAGCAGUAUCACUCGGCGAACAGCGCGCGGUGGGACAAAGCAGAACAGUCCGGAAGUCUCGUCUGCAUCAGGGCCUGCCUCUGGGUCCGCGGCCGCAAUAGGUGCGGCCUCUGCUGCUACGGGUCCAGAUCCGCACUCUGUCGCUCCGUUGCAGCUCAACUCAAGUGGUGCAGGCAAGCCAUAUCGACUUUUAAUCAACCAGCCAACAUGGCAUGCUACCGGCGUCAUAAACGACAUUCCCAAUUCCUCCCCGGUUUCACAAUUGAGGAUUCCUUCUACUUCAUUAGAGAGAUCGAAUCGGCUUACUAGCUCGAACUCAACCGAGACUACAAGAGCUCUGGAGCUUGCAUUGAGGGAGGUUUUAGAUAGUGUGAAAGCAGCAGCCAGCAACCAUACCCAGUCGAUCUCUCCUUUCGCCUUUGAUCUCCAAUCGCAAACGUUUCCUGCCCUGUGCCUCCAAGCAUUACCGCACCCGCCGAGCCUCUUUUCCACCCACCCAUUCCCGUCGCCCAACUCUUUCCCUAUUGACCCUCCGAGCGUGAACCAGCGGGAAAUAGUACAGCAAGCAUUGCGCGCCCAGGUCCACCAAUGGAAAUACGACCAGCUCACAGCAGCUAACUCUGCGUCGUCCUCGUCCUCGUCACACCAAAGCCAGUCAUCAAGCCAUGAUGCAAGUAUGAUCGAAAAGGUAGCCUAUCACCAUGAGGAGAUGAUCCCACGGCAUCUUGAGCUGUCCUUGCAGAAUUGGAUGGAGCUUUCACCCGCGGCCCAACGGGAGUUGUGGCAUCUUGAGAUAGUACGUGCCUUUGCACGAGAAGCUGAGAAACGGAAGAAGAUUGAGGCUCAGCUACACCGCACACAGCAGGAAGCCAAUCAGUUGCGUGCGCAGGUCGAAAAGCUUGCAUCUUGCCAAUGGCCAAGGGAAUUCGCUAUCUUCCCGCCGAACCUCCUGCCCAUAUCCCCUGAUAUCGCCAGGGAACUUGACAGGCAUGAUAGCCGGAUACACUCGCCUGAGUCGUCGAAAUGGGACUACGACAACCUUGUAGCUAAAUGGCAGCGGGUUGUAAUGCACGAUAGAUCCAUGGGGCGAAGCGGUGUGGGUGGUCUGGAUAACACUAACACCGAAGUAUCGACCCUGCCUAGUAUACCUCGCCAGCCCUAUUCAACACGAGUUGCUUCUCCUCUUCAGAGAAGCAAUCAGCUCCCACCUCCAGUGCCAACAUCACCAAAACACCAGCCGCCAUUCCAACGACAUCCCCAUCCUCCACCAUCCCCUGCUAGACAAUCCCCCCGGAACGAAGACAGAGAGCCGAAUGAACCAGCUGAAUAUUUCCGUCCACCCAAACGCCCACGACCGCAUGAGGAUCAGCCCCCUAAUAGGUUUUCCAGCCCAGGCAGCUCAUCUCCUAGAUAUUCCUGGAAUCACCCACCUGCCCUUGAAUCAUACUCUACCCCACAGAAUCGAUCUAAUUCAGUUUUGUCCCCGACCCUUCCUCGCGGACCCGUGUUCCCGGUCAGUUCUGGAACCCCAGCUACUCCCCCGGCAUCAGGAAGCGCCGCCAGGCAGUCCGGUGGACAAGCUAGUGAAGGCGUAGCCCCUCCACACCGACUGUCAAACGCCUCCGGCCCCACGGAUGGGAGCGGCUCCGAUAGGGUCGAAGCAUCCCCUAAAACACAGAUACAGUAUACCCCCAAAGAACAAGACUCGCGAGAGACACGUUAA
Molecule: messenger RNA, 1950 nt
Organism: Trichophyton verrucosum HKI 0517
Lineage: Eukaryota; Fungi; Ascomycota; Eurotiomycetes; Onygenales; Arthrodermataceae
Exons: 2
Coding region: 1-1950 (649 amino acids)
Source: RefSeq, a predicted model, not a curated record